This is a messenger RNA of Trichomycterus rosablanca, 883 nucleotides long. It is a transcript of the gene anapc10, whose product is annotated as anaphase promoting complex subunit 10. Lineage: Eukaryota; Metazoa; Chordata; Actinopteri; Siluriformes; Trichomycteridae. Gene Ontology annotation, biological process: anaphase-promoting complex-dependent catabolic process; protein K11-linked ubiquitination. The transcript has 5 exons. Gene Ontology annotation, cellular component: anaphase-promoting complex. Bases 124 to 681 code for a protein of 185 amino acids. The record is from RefSeq and is a predicted model, not a curated record.
AGCCCUGGAGCGAUUCAAAAGCCAGAAAUUGUCCGUUGGCCAACGACUUUACUCGUUUAUAAGAAUGUGAUGUUUAUCAAGCAGAUCAGCUACGUUUAAAAUAUAGUUUUUGGUGCAGUAAGGAUGGCGACCACUACUAAAACGCCUCCGGGUGCUGACCCCAAACAGCUGGAGCGCACAGGGAGCGUCCGUGAGAUCGGAUCUCAGGCCGUGUGGUCUCUGUCUUCUUGCAAACCUGGGUUUGGAGUCGACCAGUUGAGGGAUGAUAAUCUGGAGACGUAUUGGCAGUCUGAUGGCUCUCAGCCUCACUUAGUCAACAUCCAGUUCAGGAGGAAGACCACGGUGAAGAUGCUCUGUAUUUAUGCCGAUUAUAAAUCGGAUGAGAGCUACACACCCAGCAAGAUCUCAGUCAGAGUGGGAAACAACUUCCACAACCUACUGGAGAUCCGGCAGUUAGAGAUGGUGGAGCCGAGCGGGUGGAUCCACAUCCCGCUGCUGGACAUAGCGAACAAUCCCAUCAGGACGUUCAUGAUCCAGAUCGCGGUCCUGGCCAACCACCAGAACGGCCGCGACACACACAUGCGCCAGAUCAAAGUCUACACGCCGGUGGAGGAGAGCUCCAUCGGCAAGUUCCCACGAUGCACCACCGUCGACUUCAUGAUGUACCGCACCAUCAGGUGACCCGGGCCUGGCGUCACCGACUGAUCGACAAAUACGGCCGCAAUGUGAAAUGUGACUCGUAAACAUAGGUUUGAUCAUUUUUGAAGCCGAGUGUUUAGUGUUUUGGAUGAACAUUGAUGCCUUGUGUAUUGCUUUUGGAGAAAGUGGUUUAUUGUACAGAUAAUAAAUGUUUUUUUUUUAAAUAAAUGACACAUCAUCUCUA